CGGCAACGUUGGCAUUAUCGGAAAAGUCACUUGUCCUCAUUUUCAACAGUGUCACUUGUCAUUUUCGUCAACGUCAAAACAUUCCUUCUUUUUUCCUCUUUCAUCUUUUUAGGAGGUUAUAAUAAAUAAAAGAUAUGUCGGAAGCAAAACCGAAGGCAGCCCCUGCCCCCGCCAAAGAAGCAAAGGCACCCGGAACCGCCAAAUCGGGCUCCAGAAGGUCAAUCAAGAGACACGGCCGUUUAUAUGCCAAAGCCAUUUUCACAGGCUACAAAAGGGGACUUCGUAACCAACACGAAAACACUGCCCUGUUGAAGGUGGAAGGCACCAAAGACAAGGCCGACAGUUGGUUUUAUGUUGGUAAAAAGUGCGUGUUUGUAUAUAAGGCGAAAAACAAGACCUGCAUUCCCGGAAGGCCCAAAUCCCAGAAAUCAAAGGUCAGGGCUAUUUGGGGCAAAGUAACCAGGCCCCAUGGUACAAGUGGAUCUGUCAGAGCCAAAUUCAACAGAAACCUUCCGGCCAAAGCUAUGGGACACAGAAUUCGUAUUAUGUUGUACCCCUCUAGGAUAUAAGUGGUGACAUGACCAAUGUAUGUUAUUUAAAAAAUAAAUUUAUAAAAAACUAAA
Molecule: messenger RNA, 623 nt
Organism: Anthonomus grandis grandis
Lineage: Eukaryota; Metazoa; Arthropoda; Insecta; Coleoptera; Curculionidae
Gene: RpL35A
Product: 60S ribosomal protein L35a
Exons: 3
Coding region: 135-569 (144 amino acids)
Biological process (GO): ribosomal large subunit biogenesis; cytoplasmic translation
Cellular component (GO): ribosome; cytosolic large ribosomal subunit
Molecular function (GO): structural constituent of ribosome
Source: RefSeq, a predicted model, not a curated record